Messenger RNA from Striga hermonthica, 738 nucleotides. Lineage: Eukaryota; Viridiplantae; Streptophyta; Magnoliopsida; Lamiales; Orobanchaceae. The record is from the annotation of a GenBank genome assembly.
AUGGCGACCGUGCCUACUACCACGGCGGACGCAGCCGCUUCUUCAUCUUACACAUACGCUGCCGGUACCACAUCCUAUUUUCCGACGCCGUUCCACCUUCAACAGACGCCUCCGCCGCCUCCGGUACCCUACAUCGGCGCCUCACCUCCGCCCACUGUUCCCACCGUCCCGCCGCCCGUUUAUCCGGCUGCUCCUGCCGUCUACACGAUGCCGCAGUAUCAGCAGGCACAGCAAUUGUUUCAGAGGGAUGCACAAACAAUAACACCAGAAGCUCUUGAAAGUGUGAAAGCUGCACUUGCCAGCAGUGAUGUGGAGCACAAAGCAGAAACUAAGAAGAAAGCGAUUCCCCGGACAGCUGCUGGGCAGACUUGGGAGGAUCCCACUCUUGCAGAAUGGCCUGAAAAUGACUAUCGUCUAUUCUGUGGUGAUCUUGGAAAUGAAGUGAAUGAUGAUGUUUUGUCCAAAGCUUUUUCCAGGUUUCCUUCAUUUAACAUGGCCAGGGUCGUUAGAGAUAAACGUACUGGCAAGACAAAGGGCUAUGGGUUCAUAAGUUUUGCUAACCCAACUGACUGUGUGGCCGCCAUCAAAGAAAUGAAUGGGAAAUAUGUUGGAAACCGUCCAAUCAAACUUCGAAAGAGCACCUGGACAGAAAGGACUGACAAAGAAGCCCUGGAAAGGCAGAAGAAACAAGGUUACAAGAAAUCAAAAGCACCCAAGAAAGGCGUGUUCCAUAAAUGA